AUGACCUCAAACAUAUCAGAAUCACUGAACGCUGCAAAUCUAGCAGCAAGGGAGCUACCAAUUACAACCCUGCUAGAAUGCUUGAGAGCAUUGGCGCAACAAUGGACGCAUACUAAUAGGACAAAAGCACACAACACCUUUACUAAGCUAUCACCAGCUGGAGAAGACAUAUUGCUGAAAAAUUACACAUACUCAUUGAAUCUGGAGGUUAAAGCAACAACAAAUUACUUGUUCGAGGUAACAAGAAUGAAAGAAUCGUGGGAAGUAGACCUAGAAAAAAGAACAUGCACGUGCAACAGGUUCCAAGUAGAUGAAAUGUCGUGCGGGCACGCUGUGGCCGUGAUGAGGGAGAUGAACAUGGACCCGUACACCUACUGUUCAGAUUACUACACAAAAAAAAAUUUCCUGGCAACUUAUUCAGGGACAGUUUACCCAAUAGGACACCAAAGUGAGUGGGAGGUACCGGAAGAAGUGAAGAAUAUUAUAGUCUUGCCUCCGCAUGAAAGAGUUAAAUCAGGAAGACCAAAAACAUUAAGAAGGAAAGCUGGAUGGGAAAAGGAUCAACACAACAAGUGCAGCAAAUGUGGGGAACUGGGGCAUAACAAAAGAACAUGCAGCAGAAGACGUAGAAGGGAAUAA
Molecule: messenger RNA, 639 nt
Organism: Cannabis sativa
Lineage: Eukaryota; Viridiplantae; Streptophyta; Magnoliopsida; Rosales; Cannabaceae
Exons: 2
Coding region: 1-639 (212 amino acids)
Molecular function (GO): nucleic acid binding; zinc ion binding
Source: RefSeq, a predicted model, not a curated record